AUGAACUUCAAGACCCUCUUCGCUACCAUCGCCGUCCUCGCGACCACCGCCCUCGCUGCCGACGAGCUCCAAGUCAACUCCCCCGCCUCUGUCGUUACCUGUCAGCCGGUCGCCCUCUCCUGGACUGGUGGUACGGCUCCUUACAUUGUUGCCGUCAUCCCUGGUGGCGAUCCUACCGGUACUGCCCUCGAGACCAUCUCCGACUCUGAAUCUGGCACCUCCACCACCUGGACCGCCGACAUUGCCUCGGGUACCUCCAUCACCUUCAAGAUUACGGAUGCUUCCGGUUCCAUCCAAUACUCUUCCCAGGUGACCAUCCAGGACGGUAGCAGCGACUCUUGUGUCGGCAGCUCCUCCGCCUCCGGCUCUUCCUCCGGAUCUGCCACCGACAGCUCGUCCGCUUCUGCCACCGACAGCUCUUCGUCUGGCGCCACUGCAGCUGCUGGCGGUUCUGGAUCUUCAGCCUCUGGGUCCGACAGCUCUGCCGCGUCUGCGACUGACAGCUCUGCCGCAUCUGGCGAAAGCUCGUCGGCGGCCUCCAGCCAGGCUACCAGCGCCGCGUCCUCUGCGGCGGGCAGCUCUUCCGCUGCCGGUUCUUCCUCGGCCGCUGGUGGCUCUUCGUCAGCCGCUGCCGGUUCUUCCUCGGCCUCCUCUUCUUCCGACUCUUCCUCUUCCGGAGCCCUUCCCCUCUCUGUCUCGGUUCCUGCUGUGGGUCUCGCCGCCCUCGGUGGUCUCGCCGCCUUCUUCUAA
This is a messenger RNA of Cryptococcus wingfieldii CBS 7118, 750 nucleotides long. RefSeq lists its product as hypothetical. The record is from RefSeq and is a predicted model, not a curated record. The transcript has 6 exons. NCBI's taxonomy places the organism in Eukaryota, Fungi, Basidiomycota, Tremellomycetes, Tremellales, Cryptococcaceae. Bases 1 to 750 code for a protein of 249 amino acids.